AAAAUUCAUCGCAUGGAAACAAUGAUAGGAACUGAACGAAUGUGACAGUUCUUGUGAUAGUGACGUUUGACGACGAUUCAAAGUUGAUUUUGAAAGAACUGCUCUCGGUUGUUUACUAAAGGUGGAUUUGUGUUCUACAGGGAAAUGGACGGGGAAGAGCAAAUGGACGGUGAACCAGCAAAUCGGCACGUUGUGCUGCAGAUACAGACUGCUUCGCAGUUUAACCCCGCAGCGUACAAUCUCCCGCAGUUCAAAUUCAAGCAUUUGCCGAUGCAGGAAGUGCGAAAUGCUUGGAGCUUGUGGAUCCGUGGGUUCGAGCGAGUCAUGGCGGCGUCCGGAAUAACGGCCCCUCGCGAUAAGAAGAUCCAGCUGCUAGCCAUGGGAGGUCUCGAGCUGCAAUGUGUAUUCGAUAGCAUUCCUGGUGCUGAUGUGGAAGACGAAGAUGUGCCGGACUCGUACGCGGUUGCGAAAGAGAAGUUGAAUAAUCACUUCGCCCCGAAGCGACACGACAGUUUUGAAAGAUACUUGUUUUGGACGAUGAAGCCGCUAGACGACGAGCCGAUUGAGAAGUUUGUGGAAAGAGUACAGCUUAAAUCGGAUAGGUGCUCUUUUGGCAGCUCGGUCCUGGAGAGUCGGCAGAUAGCCGCUGUGGACAAAAUCAUUCAACACGCCCCCGAGAACCUCCGAGAAAAACUGCUGGCCAGAGAAGAUCUAACCUUAGACGAUUGCGUCAAGAUCGUGAAUUCCCAUCAAGCUGUAAAGUAUCAAGCAUCAAGGAUGAACCAAAACUCGACAACGGAAACAUCAAACGUUCAGCGACUCUUCAACGAACAAUCAAAACGAUCGGCUCCAAUCUCAAGGUCAGGUCGGCAAGAUCUCAACCGCCGCUGUAACAGAUGUGGCUACGAUCAACAUCCCGAGAACGGACAGUGCCCUGCAGCGAAUCAAAUUUGUUUGAGAUGCCAUGGUGUUGGCCAUUUCAAGUCAGUCUGUCGUUCAAACCAAGCGGCUAAAAGACGACUACUUCCCAGCUCGUCUCACCAACACCAACCGUUCAAGCGAUCGAGAAACGUCAUGAAAAUUGAUACGAAGGAAAACAUCGAAGAAGAAGAAAACGAAGAGGUUCCGGCUUACAGUGUUGGUGAUGCCGACGAACUCAUCGACUGCUGCGUUGGGGGAGUGAACAUUGAAAUGCUGAUUGAUUCAGGAUCGAAGUACAACCUGAUCGACGACACAACCUGGAGGCUCAUGCGUGUACAGAAUGUGAAGGUCCAGAAUCUGCGAAUUGAUCGAAGCAAAACGUUCCUGGCCUAUGGAAGGGUUCCCUUGAACCUGUUGGCAGUUUUUGACGCGGAAAUUCGACUUGUUGGUUCAUGCCAAACUGUGGCAGCUAACGCAACGUUUUAUGUGAUCGAAAAAGGCCAACAGCCGCUGCUUGGAAAGAUCACAGCUCAACAGCUUGGAGUAUUACGUGUCGGGUUACCCAGCUGUCAGCAAGAUAUCUGUAACAUGACUACAACGAGCAAUCCGUUCCCGCACGUUCGUAACGUUGAACUCGCCAUCCCGAUCGACAGGAGUGUUCCGCCGGUCAUUCAACCCUUACGGCGAUGUCCGAUUCCACUGUUGGAAAAGGUGAAAGCUAAACUGGACGAUUUGCUGAUACGGGAUAUAAUCGAGCGCGUGGAGCGGCCAACGUCGUGGGUGUCGCCUCUUGUACCGAUACUAAAGGACAAUGGAGAUCUACGACUCUGCAUCGACAUGCGACGGGCGAACAAAGCGAUUCAACGUUUAAAUCAUCCGCUGCCAGUGUUCGAAGAAAUUCUUCCUCGAAUUCGAAACGCCAAGUUCUUUUCGCUGUUGGACAUGAAGGAGUCUUACUACCACGUGAUGCUUGCCGAGGACUGCAGGGAUAUAACAACGUUCAUAACCAACUGGGGCUUGUACCGCUUUAAACGGUUGUUCUUCGGCAUAAACUGUGCGCCAGAGAUGUUUCAGAACUUGAUGGAAAGUCUUGUUCUCGCGGUGACUGGAAAUGUGGUCGGUUUCAUUGAUGAUUUUUUGGUGUUCGGAGAAACAGAAAAGGAGCACGAUGAAGCGUUAAAGGCGGUAAUCGAGCGGUUGAAUGCGUUGGGAAUUCAACUCAAUCAUCACAAGUGCAAGUUCAGGCAAACGGAGGUGAUCUUCUUGGGACACAAGCUUUCCGCACAGGGAGUGCGACCGUCGGACGACAAGGUGAUCUCGAUUUUGAACUGCCGUGUGCCUUCGACCAAAGAGGAGCUUCGGAGCUUCUUAGGUCUGGUAACCUUUGUGUCCCGAUUCAUACCCGAUCUGGCAACCGCUAACUCGCCGCUUCGUGAGCUGAUCAAACAGUCUGCUAAGUUCGAAUGGAACCGUUCUCACCAAGAAGCGUUCAACACGAUCAAAGAACGAAUCGGGUCAAUGAACUAUCUAGGCUAUUUCGACCCGAAGGACCGAACCUUGGUGGUAGCGGACGCAUCAGGAGUCGGAUUGGGAGCGGUAUUAAUCCAGUUCAAGGGACACCAGCCGCGAGUGAUCAGCUACGCCUCGAAGAGUCUGACGGAGACUGAAAAGAAGUACCCCCCCAUUGAGAAAGAAGCACUUGGCAUAGUAUGGGCUGUGGAAAGAUUCCGUAUUUAUUUGCUUGGGAUCACAUUUGAACUAGAAACUGAUCAUCGACCAUUGGAAAGCAUCUUCACCAGUACCUCGAGACCAACUCUCAGGAUCGAACGGUGGCUGUUACGACUCCAGGGCUUCAGAUUCGUCGUAGUCUACCGGAAGGGUUCCGCCAAUCUGGCCGACCCACUCUCUAGAAUGGCUUCCCAUGUCGAUGACAAGCAUUGGCAGGAGGAAUCUGAGGUUUACAUUCGUCGUGUCGUCUGUACGUUUCUUUCGACUCUAGGAAACGAUUCGCUCGAGGAAUUUGACGCAGAAACUGAACAGGUCAUCAGAUCGGUUCAGGUGGCAGCCGCCGUUGAUAUUUCCGAGGUGAUUGAAGCUACUAAAAGGGACGAAGAACUAUCAGCAGUGGUGGAAGCUAUUAUGACGUCGCAUUGGAACAGUCCGAAGGUUAAGGCGUUUGCUCCUUUCCAAAAUGAGUUGAGCUAUGCCUACGGGGUUGUGAUUCGCGGAGCCAAGCUUGUAAUUCCCAGCGUUCUUCGUUACAGAAUGUGCCAACUCGCGCACGAAGGUCAUCCUGGGCAAGAGGUGAUGAAGAGCCGAUUGCGCGAAAGGUGUUGGUGGCCACUGAUGGAUCGUCAAGCAGUCAAGGUCUGCGACAGCUGUGAGGGGUGCCGUCUGGUACAAGUAGAAGCGCCUCCGGAACCAAUGAAUCGACGUCCGAUGCCAGACAAACCAUGGGUCGAUUUGGCCAUCGACUUCUUAGGACCGAUGCCAACUGGGGAAUAUAUCCUGGUCGUUGUGGACUAUUACAGUCGCUACAUGGAGUUAGAAGUGAUGCAAAAGAUUACAGCCCAGGAGACAGAGUUGGACGAUUAUUUGAUACUCUACAACAACGCUCCGCACUGCGUCACCGGAAAGGCUCCUAGCGAACUCCUGCUAGGUCGAAAGUUACGCCACAAGAUUCCGCAAAUCGACGAUCUUAGCACACCAGUACUUGGUUCGGAUUUUCGCGAUCGAGACACACAGAGGAAGUUCGACGAUAAAACGCGAGAAGAUAUGAAACGUGGGUCAAAACUCAGCGAUAUCCAAGCAGGUGAUACGGUUCUGAUGAAAAAUCUCCACCCCCAAGAUAAACUCUCCACAAAUUUCGGCAAGGAGCAAUUUGUGGUGAAGGACAAGCGGGGUUCGAACGUGACAAUCCAAUCGAAGGACACGGACAAAUGCUAUGAUCGAAAUGUCUCACACCUAAAGAAGAUCGUAGAACCCGGACAGUCUGGAGACGACUCGGCGGAUAGCUCAGAAGAUCUGGAAGUACAACGGCCACUUCGUCAUGCGUUUGGUCAAGGGGAAUCGUCAUCAAAACAGCAAACGGAGGGAAGAUCAUCGGAAAUUAGAAGGUCCUCGCGCGUGGUGAAGCCGUCACUCCGGUACAGUCCGUAA
Culex quinquefasciatus (southern house mosquito) is the source of this 4080-nucleotide messenger RNA. RefSeq lists its product as uncharacterized. Lineage: Eukaryota; Metazoa; Arthropoda; Insecta; Diptera; Culicidae. The transcript is spliced from 4 exons. The coding region runs from base 145 to 4080 and encodes 1311 amino acids. Gene Ontology annotation, molecular function: nucleic acid binding. The record is from RefSeq and is a predicted model, not a curated record.